AUGAAUAUUGAAAAACUGUGUAGUAUUGAAAAGAGUACACCUCUUGAUGAUCACAAAAAACGAUCACAAAUUGCUGGCAUGUUUCAAAAGUUAAUUAAAGAAGAGAGUCAUGUCCGAGAAUUAGAACAAUUCAAUGGCUUUGAACAUUUGAAACAACUCGCCAUGAGUGAAGAUUCACUCACUCGUAAAAGAGCGUUUGCUACAUUGUGUAACAUUUCAGCACUUGAAACAUGUUCUGAAGUGAUGAGAAAACAUCAUUGUAUUCAAAUCUUGUGUGAAAGAUUGGAUCCCAAGUUAGCUGAAGAUAUUUCUGUGUUAGAAAAUAUUACAAGUACCUUGUUAAAUACUUUUAUUGAUGCCAAAAAUAGAGAAUGGCUCAAAGAAUGUGAAAAUUCUUCACAAUAUUUAACAUUCAUGAUUCAAACACUGGAAGAAAUGAUGAAGAGUGGUGUUAUGGAUGAACAAUAUAAUUCCACAAUUUACAAUUUAUUGAUUGCAUUCAGUUCCAUUGCAUUGGAAGAAACAUUGAGUGAAAAAAUUAUGCAAUUAGGAGGAGUGACAUUUUUAUGUCAAGUAAUUACUAAAUUGAAAACAGAGAGAGAGGAUUAUCCUGAAGAGAUUAUUGAAGGUAUCACUGCAUCUUUGUGGAAUUUAUUAUUAAUUGAUUCUAUUAAGAAGUUUGUCAUGAAAGGUUGUGAAAAGAAGAUUGAUACAAAACAAUUAAUUGAAAAGUUAAUUGAAUUAUCAAAUUCUAAAUAUGCCAAUGUGAAGAGAAAUACCUCUCACAUUAUUCAAAUUCUCAGUUCCAAUACCAGUGCUGAAGAGAAUGAGAUUCCUCCAACGACAGGAACUACUACCAUUUCCAACAAGGAUACAUUCAGAUCUGAUUCCAUCAAGUCGUCCUCAUCCUCUUCGUCAUCCUCUUCGUCCUCAUCCUCUCAACAACAAACAAAUUUUGAAAAUUUAUUUGAAAGUUCUGAAAUGAUUCAAAAAUUGAUUUCUGAUGUGAAACAAUCUGCAUCCUCUUCAAAAAUCAUGGAUCAUGAACAAAUCAAAACUUCGAGUGGUAUUUUGUGGAAUAUGGCUGGUUCAAGUGCUCAAGCAAGACUUAAAAUUAGACAAUUGGAUGGAAUUCAAGUAUUGGUUAAUGUCUUGUUAGUCUCUCUCAAAUUAUUGAGUCAAACUCAAAAAUUAAUCACAUCCUCACCACCCACAGCACUCAAAGAAGUCAUUUACAAAUUAACAGGAGCAUUGGCUUCUCUCUCACUCGAUGAAGAAAAUGCUCUUGAAAUUGGUUCAUCCAAUUCACAAGUCAUUCCAUCUCUAUUGAAUUCUUUUCAAAUACUCAAUACUGGACAAGCUCAAAAUUUUUCACUUUUAGAAAAUAUAAAACAAAUUCAUGAAUUGAAAGGUAUUCCAACCAUGAUUAAAUUCCUUAAAACAGCAGAUACAGCCCAAGAUGAAUUGAAAUUAGUUGAGAAGGCCACCAAUGUCUUGACCAAUAUGGCCAUUGAUGAUGAAUCUUCGAAUAGUAUUCGUGAAGAGGGUGGAAUUGAAGAAUUAGUCUCAUUGGUGUCUUUGGAAAUUUCACCUUCACAAGAACAAGUCAAUCACGUGAAAAAGAAGGCCGCUCAUACUCUUUGGAAUUUAAUGAUUCAAGAUGAAAAUUUGAAAAAAAUUGAACAAGUUGGAGGUUUGAAACCAUUGGUUCAUUUAUUACCUCAAACCAAUUUGGAAGAUUUAGUAGAGAGUCAAUUGAGAAGAAAAGAAGCAGAAGAGGAUGAUGCUCUUUCCUAUAGUAGUAGUAGUAGUGAGGAUGAAGAUGAACAUGUAGAUCAGUCCUCUAAAACAUUACAUGAUUCGGAUCAUUCCACUUCAUCACCUGAAGAUGAAGAAGUCAUGGCCUUGGAGAGAAAUCAUCAAUUCAAAACAACAACAAGAAGAAAAACACUCUUUUGA
Molecule: messenger RNA, 1959 nt
Organism: Naegleria lovaniensis
Lineage: Eukaryota; Heterolobosea; Eutetramitea; Acrasida; Naegleriidae
Exons: 4
Coding region: 1-1959 (652 amino acids)
Molecular function (GO): protein binding
Source: RefSeq, a predicted model, not a curated record